Ictalurus furcatus (blue catfish) is the source of this 4441-nucleotide messenger RNA. Its product is annotated as xylosyl- and glucuronyltransferase LARGE1. Gene Ontology annotation, biological process: protein O-linked glycosylation via mannose. The coding region runs from base 298 to 2559 and encodes 753 amino acids. The transcript is spliced from 15 exons. The record is from RefSeq and is a predicted model, not a curated record. Lineage: Eukaryota; Metazoa; Chordata; Actinopteri; Siluriformes; Ictaluridae. Gene Ontology annotation, molecular function: glucuronosyltransferase activity; xylosyltransferase activity.
AGCAGGGCAUGCGGGUUUAGGAUGUGGCUAUUGGACAGUUAAUUUAGCAGGACUGGAACAGUCUGCCUAGUAGUGAAGGAUUUGUGGAAGUACAACGAAGAAUUGUCACAAUCGAGGAUAUUUUUGCGCCCGGCUCGUGGAUAAUGAGUGGCGCUAUUCCCAAGACUGCUGUCUUUAUGUCAAACUCGAAGAUAUCGCAUUGUUUACAAUGACAGUGCCAGGCACCACCUGGUGAGCAUAUACUGCCUACACAGAGGUCUCUCAGCCUCCUGAACGCCUCCUCUCGGGCCCCAGAGGAUGCUGGGAAUGUGUCGUGGGCGCAGGAAGUUCCUGGCUGCAUCUGUCGCCUUGCUUUUUAUUCCAGCACUCACCUGGCUAUAUCUGUCUGCUGUAAACGUCACAGUGAAGCCACUGCCUCUGUCUCCACUGGAGCCUCAAUCCUCCACACUGGCCCUGGAGCUACGGGUUCGUGAGGUAGAAGAAGAAAACCGAGCGCUCAGAAGAGAGAUUAGCCAGCUGCCCAGGAGUCCUACCCACGGCAACCAGCAUUCCCUUCACCACAGCAGCGGACACCAUGGCAACCAGUCCCAGCUUCAUUCCACUGAAGAGGGUACCGGUGAUAUUGAAGCUCAGAAAGCGCACUCUAAAGUCAACGGCUCCAGCUGUGUCCAGCAACCUGCUGUAGACAAAUGUGAGACCAUUCAUGUUGCCAUCGUGUGUGCGGGGUACAACGCAAGCCGAGAUGUGGUGACGCUGGUCAAGUCUGUGCUCUUUCACCGACGAAACCCUCUUCACUUCCACUUCAUCACAGACUCCAUCGCCAAGCAGAUCCUAGCCUCCCUCUUCCACACUUGGAUGGUGCCAGCUGUCCGAGUUGACUUUUAUGAUGCAGACGAAUUGAAGUCUGAGGUGUCAUGGAUCCCCAACAAGCAUUACUCAGGGAUCUACGGCCUGAUGAAGCUGGUUCUGACUAAGACGCUGCCAUCAGACCUGCAGAAAGUCAUCGUUCUAGAUACCGACAUCACCUUCGCUACAGACAUCGCUGAGCUGUGGGCUGUCUUUCACAAAUUCAAAGGUCAGCAGGUGCUUGGGCUGGUGGAGAAUCAGAGUGACUGGUAUUUGGGGAACCUGUGGAAGAACCAUCGACCAUGGCCUGCUCUUGGUCGAGGCUUCAACACUGGUGUGAUUCUCCUGCUGUUGGAUCGUUUGAGGAAGCUCAGAUGGGAGCAGAUGUGGAGACUGACAGCAGAGAGAGAGCUGAUGAGCAUGCUGUCUACAUCGUUAGCAGAUCAGGACAUCUUUAACGCUGUGAUCAAACAGAACCCCUUCCUGGUGCACCAGCUGCCCUGCUUCUGGAACGUCCAGCUGUCUGAUCACACACGCUCUGAGAAGUGCUACAGAGACGUGUCCGACCUCAAGGUGAUCCACUGGAACUCGCCUAAGAAGCUGCGGGUGAAGAACAAGCAUGUGGAGUUUUUCAGAAACCUUUAUCUGACCUUCCUGGAGUACGAUGGCAACCUGCUGAGGAGGGAGCUCUUCGGCUGUCCAAGUGAAACUGACCACAAUAGUGAGAAUCUCCAGAAGACUUUACUGGAGCUUGAUGAGGACGAUCCAUGUUACGAGUUCCGGAGAGAGCGUUUCACUGUGCAUCGCACACACCUGUACUUCCUGCACUACGAGUACGAUCCCAGUGAAGACCAGACUGAUGUUACGCUCGUGGCCCAGCUCUCCAUGGACAGGCUGCAGAUGCUUGAGGCCAUCUGUAAACACUGGGAAGGACCAAUCAGUCUGGCUCUCUACCUGUCUGAUGCUGAGGCACAGCAAUUCCUGCGCUAUGCUCAGGGUUCUGAGGUGCUUAUGAGCAGAAGCAAUGUGGGAUACCAUAUCGUCUACAAAGAGGGCCAAUUCUACCCCGUCAACCUGCUGCGCAAUGUUGCCAUGAAACAAGUCAACACACCCUACAUGUUCCUGUCUGACAUUGACUUCCUGCCCAUGUAUGGACUCUAUGAAUACCUCAGGAAAUCUGUAGUCCAGCUGGAUAUGGCGCACAAUAAAAAGGCUCUGGUAGUGCCUGCAUUUGAGACGCUGCGUUACCGGCUGUCAUUCCCCAAAUCCAAGGCUGAGCUGCUGUCCCAGCUGGACAUGGGCACUCUCUUCACCUUCAGAUAUCAUGUAUGGACAAAAGGCCACGCUCCAACCAACUUUGCGAAAUGGCGGACAGCCACAACGCCGUACAGAGUGCAGUGGGAGGCUGACUUUGAGCCUUACGUGAUGGUGAGGAGGGACAGUCCAGAAUAUGACCGCAGAUUUGUGGGAUUCGGCUGGAACAAAGUGGCUCACAUUAUGGAGUUGGAUGCACAGGAAUACGAGUUUGUGGUUCUUCCCAACGCCUAUAUGAUCCACAUGCCUCAUGCGCCGAGCUUCGACAUCACCAAGUUCCGCUCCAACAAACAAUACCGUGCUUGCCUCAAGACUCUCAAAGAAGAGUUUCAGCAGAACAUGUCUCGCCGCUACGGAUUUGCUGCCCUCAAAUACAUGACUGCAGACAACAACAGCUAGUAAAGUCACAGUAAAGUUUCAGUUUUCAGGUGGUACCAUUAGAUAUCACAUAGGAAAGCAGUGGGUCUGUAAUGGACCCAACAAUGGACUCAGGAGUGUGUUCUUCCAUUCUAUCCUUCAGGAAGCUGCCAUGAUGACCAUUUUGUCACUGCAUUGGAAACAGAAAUAGUGCAGUGUGUCAUGGCGUUGUUCUGGACAAAUUCAAUCCACCCAGCUUCCCAGAUGAACAGGGAAUUCAUCUGCUCCAUGAACAGGAAUUGAGAUGUUAUUAACCAUUGGGCAAGCACAAAAAUGUAUAUGGGCUGACUUGUGUUCCAGUCAGCUGGACUGAAUAUGAGCAAAGGGAAUGCCACUGCAGAGACCGAGCUGUGGUUUGGUGUUGGAUUACAUCUACUGAUGCCCAAAAGCUGAAUUUAACAUGUUUGUGUGUGCUUUCAGUCAUAGGGUGAUGUUUAGCAGUACUGGAUCUCAGACUAAUGACAGGUUAGCUUUCAGAAUAAGCAACACAGAGACACAGAAAGGGAUUCCCAGUCAUUUUUGUCAGGAAAAUGAUUAUUAAAGUGAGUAUUAAUAUGAUGUUUACAUCUUUUACAGAAUAUAACAGUAUUGUUUUUUUAAAUUAAAAAAAGGUUCAAUGUCUUAGAUUUUAUAGCACCUUUGUGGAAUCACUUUUCUUGUUAGAGCUCAGUAAGAGCCCAGGUAGGCUAAAGAUUGCAUCCAAUACUUAGUAACUGUUGUGUUUAUGGGAAAUGUCAGGCUCUCAGCAUUGACAGUCCAGACACAGACGAAAGCCCCGAAUCAUGUAUUUGUAAAUCUGAGUCACUUUUUUUUUUCUUCAGUAUUUUAUUGUAUGUUUUCAUAUUUCUGUGCUCAAUGUGAUUUAAAUGUUUUGUGUCAUUGUUCUAUGUCUAUAAGUAUUACAUUUACAUUUCUUGCAGCUAACAGAAAUGCACUCCGAGUUUAAAAGGCGAAGGUUUGGAAACCUACGUAUGUGUGUGUGGGGGGGUAACAAGAGAACAGGUAAUAUGUAGUACACAGUGUUAUUUAGGACGCAAGUCAACUGCCAGUACCGGUAUACAUGAUGUACAAAUAAUUGUGCAGCAUUUUUCCAGGGUUAGUUUGCACUUUUUUCCUCUAAUGAUGUGGAAAUUCCUUCAGUUAUGUUGUGUUUGAAUGAAAGAAAUCCUAAUUCACACACCCACAAAUCUGAAAAAUCAAGAACAAUGUUGGGAUUGACGGUGAAAAUGGACAUUUGAAUUGAGGGACCACAUAUAUGGGCAUGUUAUUUUGCUGAUCUCUGUCAGCAGCUGUUGAUUGCUCUUAUUGGUUUACAGAUCACUUGUACAGUGUAUAGAAACAGUGAAAUGGCUGCACACAGCUGACCUUUUCACGCUUGAUCUGCUGCUCAAACUUUUUGAAUGAAUCUGUGCUAACUGGUGCAGGAGAAGAAAAACAAAAAAGGAAACUAGAUACAUUUUUAAUUUCUUUAUAAUUACCAUUAACGUUAUUUGUACAGUGUUACUGUAGAUUUGAUAUUUCAUUGUAGGCAUAUUUAAUCUCUUGUUUUAGGUCAUUUUUUUGUCUUCUGGUGACUAUUUGACUAUUUUCAGCCAGAAUGUUUGGCAUCCCUAAUAAAUAUAGUUAACUGAAGUUAACUGUGUACUUGUUAAAAGUCAAAUUGCACUUUGUAUACCUUGACACAAAGCGAGGACGCCAUGUCAGUCGAGAGCAGCACCCAAAUCAUCUGGCAUUUUCAGAAGGGGGUGGUUGGGGGAGACGACUUCUCUUUGGCAUAUUUUUGAGUGAUAACUAGUACUAGUAAAGUAUUAAAAUGCGGAGCUCCCACACAACAUGUGUGAAAGUUGGCAGGUCUGAUAGAUUA